CGACGUAGGACUGGCCCGCACGACGACCGGCGCCCGUAUUUUCGGUGCGAUGAAGGGCGCGGCCGACGGGGGUAUAGAUAUCCCGCACUCGACGAAACGCUUCCCCGGAUACGACUCGGAGUCGAGGGAGUUCUCGGCUGCUGUGCACAGGCAGCACAUCUUCGGCCAACACGUGGCCGACUAUAUGAAGAACCUGAUGGAGGAGGACGAGGAGGCCUACAAACGCCAGUUCUCCCGAUUCUCCAAAUUAGGCAUAACUCCCGAUGAGGUGAGCGCUCGUAUAACACUUAUGGGAACAUUGGAGAGCAUCUACACCAAGGCUCACGCGGCCAUCCGCGCGGAU
Oppiella nova is the source of this 343-nucleotide messenger RNA. Lineage: Eukaryota; Metazoa; Arthropoda; Arachnida; Sarcoptiformes; Oppiidae. The record is from the annotation of a GenBank genome assembly.